Messenger RNA from Perca fluviatilis (European perch), 3615 nucleotides. It is a transcript of the gene luc7l, whose product is annotated as LUC7-like (S. cerevisiae). NCBI's taxonomy places the organism in Eukaryota, Metazoa, Chordata, Actinopteri, Perciformes, Percidae. Gene Ontology annotation, cellular component: U1 snRNP; U2-type prespliceosome. The record is from RefSeq and is a predicted model, not a curated record. Gene Ontology annotation, molecular function: mRNA binding. Gene Ontology annotation, biological process: mRNA splice site recognition. The transcript has 10 exons. Bases 1506 to 2429 code for a protein of 307 amino acids.
CAUUUCCCUAAUAGAAAACGGAAACUGGCGAGUCCACGAAAUAGAGAAAAGCGACGAGAGGUGAUGCUUGGACGAAUAUAUAAUCAAAUAACAACACAAAAAUACUAAGGAACUGUUUUCAGUUGCUUUUAUUUCUGUAGUGCUGUCGACGGAAGACCCACAACAAUGUCUGCCCAAGCUCAAAUGAGAGCUUUACUCGACCAGCUAAUGGGAACAGCGAGGGAUGGUUCAGUGUAUCUUUGCCAGCCUACAACAAUCUGCAAAGGAGUUGCAGAAAAGCCUCAUGUUCAUCGAGCCGUGAGUCACACAUAAUUUUUAAAGCUGUUAUGAUGAAUAUCCAAACCAUUUGUUUGCCUUCCGGAAGUUAUUGUAGCUUUUUUUAAAUACACAAAUGGGUAUAUCUUCAGUGGCACUAGAAUUACAAUUUGGAGUAGUAUUAUGCAGCUUGAGCUAAGACGUCUGGUCGCGCAGAAUCCAAACAAGCAGUUCAAUCACAGUUUUCAAUGAGACGUCUGUUAUCAGAAGGCAAUUUUAACAAUCAUCGGAAGAAGAAAAAACUUUGCACACAUCCUUUACAAUCUGACUUGUGUAUGACUCCCAACUUCUUACUACAGGUAUGGGCAAGAAAACUGUUCCCAUUUAUACUUUUCUACAGCGGGUUUAAAAUUCUGCAGCUGAGGUCUUGAAGAUGCAGAAGGGUACAGUAUGUGGUGCAGAUCGCAGUGUGUAUAAACUAAAUUUUUUUCCUUGGAUUUCUUUUUUGUUUUUUGUUUUGAAUUUCUUUUCAAUGUUUCAUAUUUGUAGAAGGCUUGGCUGGAACAUUUGUCUGAAAUGUUUACAUUUCUCGUCACAGUCUUGAUAGCAGUCUUUCCUGCAUAGUUAUAUGCAUUGAAAUGUAAUGAAAACUUUAUGAAAAUGAAGGUACCUCUGUUCACACUAGUUAACUGAAGCACAAGUUUGUUAUUUACCUGGUUUGUGUCCCUCCCGGUUAGCUUAAUCUCAUAAUGCUCCACACUUACAGAGUGGACAUUGAGCCAUAUCACAAGUUAAUUUUUAUUAAGGCUUGGGAAAGGUUGGUAAGCACCAAGAAUAACAGGAGCUACAUGUAACUUUUACUUCUUCAGUCUUGACACAUUCAUGGCUAAUAAAGGUAGUCCAGCAGAGGCACAUUAUAUAUUACAGGUAAAUAUGUUAUACCAAUGAAGUAUGUGUAAAGUUUUGACAAUCGGAAAAUGAAACGAUUGGUUUCACUCAUUUAGAUGGGUAAAACAUCCUUGAAUGCAUUUAAAGUGACACAUACUGCCCAUUUAAUGUUGUGCAAUUACAGUAUAGUAAAGCACUGGAUACCUCGUCCCUGAUAACAAAUAUGUGAGGUCUUUCUCACUGGUUGUUUUUGGACUGUUUCAGGGGAUGAAACGCGACAGAGGGUCAAGUUCACUGACGAACGAGUCUGCAAAAGUCAUCUUCUAAACUGCUGUCCACAUGACAUCCUGUCUGGAACUCGUAUGGACCUGGGAGAGUGCACCAAGAUCCAUGACCUGGCACUUCGGGCAGAUUAUGAAAUUGCUUCCAAGGAGAGAGAUCUAUUCUUUGAGCUUGACGCGGUCGAGCACCUGGAGUCUUUCAUUGCUGACUGUGACCGGAGGACAGAACUAGCCAAGAAGCGUCUGGCUGAGACCCAAGAAGAGAUCAGUGCUGAGGUGGCAGCAAAGGCAGAGAAGGUCCAUGAGCUGAAUGAGGAAAUAGGGAAGCUCCUGGCCAAGGCUGAGCAGCUCGGAGCCGAGGGCAACGUCGACGAGGCCCAGAAAGUCCUGCAGGAAGUUGAGAAGGUCCGCACUAGGAAGAAGGAUGCAGAGGAAGAGUACAGAAACUCAAUGCCAGCCUCCAGCUUUCAGCAGCAGAAGCUUCGGGUGUGCGAGGUGUGCUCUGCUUACCUGGGUCUCCAUGACAACGACCGUCGUUUGGCUGACCAUUUUGGUGGGAAGCUUCAUCUGGGCUUCAUUCAGAUCAGAGAGAAACUGGACCAACUAAAGAAAACCGUGGUCGACAAGCAGGAGAAAAGGAACCAGGAGCGCUUGAAGAGACGAGAAGAGAGGGAGAAAGAGGAAAAGCUGAAGAAGAGGACCAGAUCACGGAGCAGAGAGCAUAAAAGAUCCCGUUCUCGUGACCGCAGAAGGAGGCGCUCACGCUCCACAUCACGAGACAAGCGCCGUUCACGCUCACGCUCCAGGGAGAGGAGAAGGAGGCAUCGCAGCCGAUCCCGCUCUCGCAGCCGAGGACACCGUCACAACCACGAGCAGAGCUCCAGACACAAGUCGUCCAGGGACCGAGAGCGCUCGUCCAGAGACGGGUCACGGGACAGGAGGGAUGGUAUGAACGGCAGGUCGGACUCCCGCCGGGCAGACGACAGGGAUAUGGGGGACCUCUGAAGACCAAACUCCAUCCAUCAGGACACCCAGCCUCCUCCUGUCUCUCUCUCACCCAUCUGUCCAUUUAUAAUAUCCUAAUGUCACACACAGUCCUUGCCUUGCCCCCUUUGUUCUCCCGCCCGCCACCUUUCUUUGCUUUAACAGUUAAUGCAGCCGACCCAGAGUGUACACAUACCUGAAAUAUAUAUAUUGUAUGGAUAAAAUAUUCUAGCAUCCAGAUAUAUCAAAAGAUUGCAUUUGGAGGGGGGGGGGAAUUAGUUAUUGAUCAGUAGUGGAGUGUAUUGUAAUACCCACAUCUGUGAUUUGGUGGCUGUCUGUAUCCAAUACAUCCCAUGUCUUGUUAGAAACUACCCUGCAAUGAUUCCUACAGAAAAAAAGCAAACAGACAGAUGGUCUGCUGGACUAAAGCAUAAAGUGUAACUGAUCCAUAUUCUUUUGUUAUUAACUGAUGGUCUUUUGAUACAGAAACUGUCUGAAUAUCUUAUAUCUGAAUAUGUUUUGGGCCUACUCUGAAAAACUUCAUCCUAUCUUAUUUUUUUUUUUUCCCCCGUCUCCCUCAAGAUUUCUUUUCACAAGCUCCUGGCAGGAGUUGUUGACUCCAUGAGUGCAGUUCACGAAUGUUUGUCCACAUUUUUUUUUUUUUUUUUUUUUUUUUUUUUGCCACUUAGUUUUCUAAAGCCAAGUUGAAGUCAAUCCCAAUUCAGAAGGUUUUAAAGUUAUGAGUAGUAGUAUCAAAUUGUUUCCCAUUGUCCACUUUUCUUUUUUUUUUUUAACUAAUCCAAGUUUUAUUUUCCGCUGCCAGUAGUGAAGGGAAUCUAUUUGAGACUUUAGCCAGUGUAAGUAAAUGCUUGUUUUGAAUUGUAUUGGUGGCAAGUAUUUUGUUUAAUGAUUUGUUUCCAUCUUGAUUUCUUUUAUUUAAAUAAAUGGUAACUUCAAAGUUUUGUGUCGGCAUGGUGAAGCAGUAGGUAAAGCUACAUUAGGAAUUCAGUGCUGUAACUGUACAUACCGGUACCAUAAGUCUUUAUUUUUGGCCCAAUUAAGACAAAUUCCUCUGAAUAGAUUUAUAACUGCAAACAGAUUUUAAUGGAUAUAUUGCUUUACCUUAUGUGUGAAGUCAUAUCUGUUUAUGUUCUGCUGGAAAUCUUCCUUUAAAGUCUCAAUUAAAAACAAUCACCAUUUAAAUUUU